AUGGAUGUCAGUUCACCUCCUCUGAUGAGAAAGCUCCUGAUCGGGCAGCUGACUGCAUAUCCACAGCGUAUACCGGUGUUCGACGCGACGCGCCAAGUCUGGUUUCGCCGCUCCGAUCAGCUGGGGGGCGACAAAUCUUUGGUUUGGAGCCUUGUGUGGAUCCAAGGAACCGUCCUCACUCAUUCUGACCCUCAAUGUUUCAUGUUGGAUGAUGCAACUGGUCGAAUCUCGGUUGACUGCCGUGGGGACACGGCGCAAGAAUCUGUCGCUAGGCCGACCGAUGGAGAAUAUGUGGCGGUGAUCGGGCGAUUACUGGGAUCAAACGGUGAUUGUCCUUUACAAAUCUCGGCAAAAAGCGUAAUUUCGAUUUCCCGUCAACUGCCGUUUGAUCCCCCUGGAUCCUCUAUUUCUAGCAUGUCGGCAUCCGAACUCUCGUGGCCGUUCGAAGUGAAAGAUAUGACAUUUUCAUUUUAG
Messenger RNA from Opisthorchis viverrini, 474 nucleotides. RefSeq lists its product as hypothetical. Gene Ontology annotation, cellular component: nuclear speck; cytosol. The transcript has a single exon. Lineage: Eukaryota; Metazoa; Platyhelminthes; Trematoda; Opisthorchiida; Opisthorchiidae. Gene Ontology annotation, biological process: negative regulation of double-strand break repair via homologous recombination; DNA repair; maintenance of rDNA. The record is from RefSeq and is a predicted model, not a curated record. The coding region runs from base 1 to 474 and encodes 157 amino acids.